GAGCCACUCAGCCGCCGUGUCUUCAUUGGGCACCUGGGUGGUGGGGGGCAUCACAAAGCUGAGGAAGCUGCGUGCGUGCGUGCGCGUGUGUGUGUGCGCGCGCGCAAGAGACAGAGAGGGACACGGGGAGAGAGAGAGAGACAGUGGGUAUAGGAGUGAGUGUCUUCUGAGACCGGACUGCACCUGCACAGAUGUUGCGGGGGAAGCUGGCCAGCCUGACGCAGUGCUGGACCUCGUGUGGAGUGGGCGUGGGGAGGUGCGGGUGCCUGGCCUUCAGAUGAGGAGAAGGGAAGGUUCUGACUGCUUAGGGGACAGCUGGUGUGAUACAGAAGUGGGGAAGGGCUGAGAGUGUGUGAUGUCCUCACACGGGCAGGUGGCUGGUGGUGAUGCCGGAAGCCAGGCCUGAUAGGGAGACAUUCAAACCAGGCUUGGAGCUGGACCUGGUGCUGGGGGCCUUGGGGACUUCCUGUGUUCAGGGGCAGGGCCGGGGCUGAAUCAGAUCCCGGAUGUAUUUGCCUAUUAGGUCGUGAAGGAGAUGCCAGUGGUGUGGGCCGGGGGUGUCUGGAGUUGUCACUGUGGAGGAGUCAGGGUUGUGUAGAGGGGCUGAGUCCAACAACCAACAUGCAGGUGAGGCAGAAUGUGAGUGGUUGGCUCGGGGUGCUCAAGGGAGAGGGACAAGUCUAAGUUUGACUUGAGCGUCUGAGUCUCACCUCUCAGACAAGACUGGGGGGACCCCAGGGCAACUGGCUGUCAGGCCCAUGACCUAGAUGAUGUUCUCCUGCCCCUUCGCUCCUCAUGUCUUACACCACCUUCUGGACUCACUGGUCAGUGGGAAUGAGGCGAGAGCAGGCACCAGUGCCACCAGCAGCUGCAGUGCCGUGUGGUCUUGGAGGACGUGGCCAUCUGUUUCUCCCAGGAAGAGUGGGGCCUCCUUGAUGAAGCUCAGCGAUUUCUGUACCACACCGUGAUGCUGGAGACCUGCGCACUUCUGUCCUCCGUGGGUAAGGCCCGCACCGCCCCCGCCACGUCCCGGACUGGGCUCUGCUCUUCCGCUUUGGUGGAGGGGCAGUUCUGCCUUUCCACAACGAGACUGUGGGUAAUACUUGCUGUCGUGGUUUCCCGGCAUCUGUGUCACUGGUGCCAGACCUGGGCCGUGCGCCCUGCACCCACUCUCCCGAUGCAGUCCCGUCCCUGCUGCUUGGAGCACUUGCAAGAUCGGGCUCAGAAGUCAGAGAUGUUCAAGUUUGUCUCGGAGAUCCCUCAGACCCCUUGUCUUUGGUUGGGUCACCUUGUCUAGAUGCAUGGAACUAUGAUGCCCCAGGCUUUCCCCCUUCCUCUUGCUGACAUUUCUUGGGUCCUCCCUGUGCCAGAAAUUUCAGGCACCAACCUAAUUACUAAUUUGGGGGCACACUGGGUUGUUUCUCUAGCCUCUCCUGUGAAGUUCUUGUAAUUUUAAGAUGUUGGAUAUCCUGUGUUGGAUUGCUCGGGGUGCACGCUGGCCUUGCCUUUUCCUUUCUUUCAUCUAGGACUGGCCUGUCUCAGGUGUCACAUCAGUAGUACCUACCAUGUGGACAUUACUGUGUCAGUGGCAAGAGACACUCAAAAGUAUGUGGCCCUGGUGCGAGGGAGCAGUGGAAGGGUGUGUCAGAGUUGGGGACCUGUCCUUUGCUUACCACUGAUUGAUGCCAAUGUCGGGGGCCACAUCUCAUUUCCCCCUUUCCUUCUCCACUUUCGUGUCUGAAUUUGAAUCCUCCUUCCAGCACAAUCCCAACACCUGCAGGCCUUGGCCCCUGACUGUGUCACUGUUCCCUGGGCGAGGCUUGCCAACGUCUGAGCUCUACUGAGGAUAUGGCGUGGUCCACACAUACCCUUAAGUAGUUCUGGAGUUGCAGUGUGUCCAUGUGGUUCGUUAUUUUCUAGGUCUGUUUAGUUUUCUGCACCAGGCUCACCGGUCACCAGCAGCUAUGGCCCUUGGCACAGCAGAGACUCAAAAACCCCGUCUCCUCCCCCCACGGCACCUGCUCUGUCUUGAGUGUUUGUGUGCCAUCCACCACCAGUGCAUGUGUUGCAACCUCAUUCCUGGUGUGAUGGUGCUGGGAGACGGCGCCUUCGAGGCGUGCUUAGGUCAUGAAGGCAGAGCUCCCACAAAUGGGGUUAGUGCUCUUCUAAAGGAGACUCCACAGAGCCCUGUAGCCCCUUCUGCUGGGUGAGGACAUGGUGAGAAGUUGGCAGCCUGGAAGAGGGCCCUCAUCUGACCGUGCUGGCACCCUGAUCUUGGAAUUCCAGCCUCCAGGACUGCGAGAAAUAAAUUUCUGCCGUUUGUAAGCCUCCCAGUCUGUGGGAUUUUGUUGUGUCAACCCAGAUGGACUAAGACAGGACCCUCCCUCGUGUCCUUCCCCAGAGUCAGGGCAGAGUCUUCCCCAGAGUCACGGGGGCUUGCCAGGCUGAGCUCUGCACCAGAGGCCUUCAUUUCCCUGUCUCGAGCCCCCCUCGCCCAUCAGCGGUCCCAUGGCCUUGUCCGUGGGUGUGUCUGACACAUAUUCCCCAUGGGGCCGCCACCUCCCACCAAAGUCAGGGGGCAAUUUACCAGCAUUUCUCUGCUUACAGGUUGCUGGCACGGAGCCCAGGACGAGGAGUCCCCUUCAGAGCAAGGUGAUUCUGUAGGAGGGUCACAGGUCAGGACUUUAAAACCAGGCCCACCCAACCAGAAGUCCCAGCCCUGGGAGAUGUGUGGCCCACUCUGGAAAGACCUUUUGCGCUUGGCUGAGCAUGAUGGAAUGAACCCUGACCAAGAGCCAUCUGUUCGUGGGGCAGACCUGCACCGGCACCAAAAGGAGCAGAUUGAAGACAGAUUUUCCAGAAGGGAUGAGGGGAGUCCUUCCUUUCCAGUGAACGACAGCGUUUGCGUGGCAGAGAGUAGCUUCACAUGCAGCAAAGGCAGGGAGGACUUCCCAGCCAGCACAGGCCUUCUCCAGCACCUGGCCCUUCACCAUGAGCUGAAACCAGACAGGGACACUGAGCAUGGGGAGACCUUUGAAGCUGGACAAAAUGAUUACAAGUGCACUCAGUGUGAGAAAGCCUUCAGCCAAAAACAGAUCCUUGCUGAGCACCAGAAAAUCCACACUGGAGUAAGACCUUACAAAUGCAGCAAAUGUGGGAUGGCCUUCGUUAGAAAAUUUCACCUUGUUCAGCACCAGAAAAUUCAUACUGGAGAAAGGCCUUUUAAGUGCACUGAAUGUGGGAAAUUCUUUAGGUACAACUCCACACUCGUUAGUCACCAGAGAGUUCACAAUGGAUUAAGCCGUUACGAGUGUAGCAAAUGUGGGGAGUUCUUUAAGUACAAUGCCAACUUCAUGAAACAUCAGAGAAUCCACGACGGAGAAAGGCCUUACGAAUGCAGAGAAUGUGGGAAAUUCUUUAGGUACAACUAUCGAUUGAUACGACACGAGAGAGUUCAUACUGGAGAAAGGCCUUAUGAAUGCAGCGAAUGUGGGAAAUUUUUCAGGUACAGCUCCACAUUCAUUAGACACCAGAGAGUUCACACUGCAGAAAAGCCUUAUGAGUGCAGUGAAUGUGGAAAAUUCUUUAGGUACAAUUCCACACUCAUUAAACAUCAGAGAGUUCACACUGGAGAAAGGCCUUAUGAGUGCAGCGAGUGUGGGAAGUUCUUUAGGUACACCUCCACACUCAUUAGACAUCAGAGAGUUCACACUGGCGAAAGGCCCUAUGAGUGCAGCUUAUGUGGCGAAUUCUUUAGGUACAAGUCCAAGCUCAUUAAGCAUUGGCAGAGUCACACUGGAGAGAGGCCUUAUGAGUGCAGCGAAUGUGGGAAAUCCUUUAGGUAUCACUGCAGACUCAUUAGGCAUAAGAGAGUUCACACCGGAGAAAGGCCUUAUGAGUGCAGUGUCUGCGGGAAAUUCUUCCGGUAUAACUCCAACCUUAUUAAACAUUGGAGAAAUCACACUGGAGAGAGGCCUUACGAGUGCAGUGAAUGUGGGAAAGCCUUUAGCCACAAGCAUAUACUUGUUGAGCAUCAGAAAAUCCACACUGGGGAAAGGCCCUAUGAGUGCAGCAAAUGUCAGAAGGCCUUCAUUAGAAAGUCCCACCUCGUUCAUCACCAGAAAAUCCACAGUGAAAACAGGUCUGUGAGUACCAUAAAUAUGGGGAAAUCUUGAGAUACAACUUGAAGCCACUGACUAGAGAAUUCCAUUGGCAAAGAAACUCAGGAGUGCAGAGAAGAGGGUGAAGCUUUAGGCACUGCUCUAAACUCAGUACCCGGAGGAGCACCUUACGAGGACAGCAGAUGUGCAGCAUGGUUUUGGUACAACUGGCCACUCAUUAGGCAUCAAGAGGUCACGGGAGGAAGGCCUUCUGAGGGCCGUCAGUGCGCAGCCUUAGCACAAUUCCAGCCUCAUUACACAUCAGAGAAUUCACGAUGGAAAAAGACCCUAUUUGUGCAGCAGAUAGAGGCCUUUGUUCAUCUCAAACUCCAACCUUGUUCUGCACCAAGAAGUUCACACCACGCCAGAGAGCAUUGCAGAGGGGGAAAGACUUCAGCCAAAUACCUGCUCUGACCUGUCCCUGGGACCUACUGAAAGACACUUCUUCAUUUCACAUUUAUGUUGGGGCAAAGUGCAUGUAGCAGUUUACCCUGUCUUUGAGUCACACAGUUUAAUAGUUUCAAAAAUUCAC
This is a messenger RNA of Lutra lutra (Eurasian river otter), 4692 nucleotides long. RefSeq names its product zinc finger protein 548-like. The record is from RefSeq and is a predicted model, not a curated record. Lineage: Eukaryota; Metazoa; Chordata; Mammalia; Carnivora; Mustelidae. Gene Ontology annotation, biological process: regulation of DNA-templated transcription. The transcript has 2 exons. The coding region runs from base 2547 to 4175 and encodes 542 amino acids.